AUGUCAGAUCAUAGUCGGCAAAUAUCUAAUGAUUCGCCGUACGUUCCCUUUCAAGACGAGGACGAAGACGACGAGUACGUUGAAGAGGGCUUAUCAAACAGCUAUAAAUUGCAUGCAAGAGAUUCGAGAACAGCAGCACGCAAAGCAGCUUCUCGAUCAACCUUAUUUUCGAACCGAAACCAUCAAUAUCAGAGCGUUCAAGUUAACGACUUAUCAGACGAAGACUACAAUGAACUCGAUGAGGCACCUGCGUCGUUAAUGGUUGAAAUACCCCGAACGACGAAUGAAGGUAUAAGCACAUACCCAAAUAGGCCACGCUGGUUUCCCAACUUUGGUUCACGACAUAAGCAACAGAGUCCGCAUAUGCGACCCGGAAUGGACAUCAAGGAUUUGACAAUGUGGCGAUGGGCGAAUGUUGAGAAUCUGGAUAAUUUUCUUGGACAGGUAUACGCUUAUUACCAAGGGCACGGCAUAUAUUGCAUUUUUCUCGGCAGGCUAUUAAACAUAUUGAAAUUCGCAUUUGUCGUAUGUUUCUCGACAUUCUUGGUCGGUUGUAUAGACUAUCCAAAGCUAGACCCCAAUAAUAGGCUAUCUGAUGUAGUGAUUCCACAAUGCAUCAGCCAGUUGUCAGGUUCGACAAAAUGGUUUCUCUUUAUGUGCGCGUGUUUCUCGGUGUGGCAAGCAAUACGACUAGCUUUGGAAGUUCGUGAGCUUACUGAGAUGUAUAAUUUCUAUACUCAUCUUUUGGAAAUACCGGAUGCUGACAUACAGACAGUAUCAUGGCAAAAAGUAGUUAACCAGAUAAUGAAAAUUCGUAACAAUAAUCCUACGACAAUACAGGGUCAUCAUCUUAAAGAGAGUCAACAACGCCUUGAUGCUCAUAACAUUGCCAACAGAAUAAUGCGACAAGAGAAUUAUCUUAUAGCGUUAUUUAACAAGGAUUUAUUGAACUUAUCAAUACCCUUUCCAUUCUUGAGAGAGAAACAAAUACUUACAAAGACAUUAGAAUGGAAUCUGAAUUUCUGCAUAAUAGAUUAUGUUUUCAACAACAGAGGCCAAGUCAGGAAACGUUUCGUCAAGGACGUACAGAGAGAACAUUUGAUAAGAGGUCUACGUCGCAGAUUUAUUUUUAUGGGACUCAUGAACCAGCUUGCCGCACCCUUUAUUGUCAUAUUCAAUUUGAUAACAUUCUUUCUCGAUCACUUGGUGAAAUUCCGGCUUAACCCGACAGAAAUGAUGUCACGUCGAUGGUCGCCCUUUGCUCGGUGGAAGUUCCGUGAAUUUAACGAAUUGCCGCAUUUAUUCGAAAUGCGAUUGAACCACAGUUACGAGCAUGCCAAUAAAUAUCUAGACCAAUUUCCAAAGAAGAAAACCGUUCUGUUCAUGAAAUUCCUUUCUUUCGUAGUCGGCUCUUUUACGGCCAUUCUUUUAAUACCGACAAUCACGCACACAGAAUUCGCGCUAAAUUUCGAAAUAACUCCCGGGAAAUCAUUAUUCUUCUAUUGCGGUGUAUUCGCGUCUAUAUUUGCCGUAAUUACCAAAUUAAUUCCGGACGAUACCGAGGUUGUCAAUGCGGAAGAGACGUUGAAGCGAGUUGUAGAAUAUACACAUUACAUGCCGAGUGAGUGGAAAGAGAAUCUGCAUGCGGAUGAGGUUCGAAAGGAGUUCGGAUCGAUGUUUGAACUGAAAGUAGUGUUAAUACUCCAAAAUAUCCUGAGCGUUAUUUUUAUUCCGUUCAUUUUGUGGCUCUCGUUACCUGACUGCAGUGAACAAAUUGUUGAUUUCUUUCGAGAAUUCACAGUUCAUGUGGAUGGUGUGGGGUACGUGUGUAGUUUUGCUGUAUUUGACUUUAAGAGACAUGGCAACGUGAAGUAUGGUGCGCCGACUGAAGUGGCCAAUGAAUAUUAUCUCUCGAAAGAAGGAAAGAUGGAAAAGAGUUUUCUGAACUUUAAGGCCAAUCACCCCGAUUGGGAACCCACAGACCCGACAGGCUCGAUGUACUUGAGCCGCCUUGCAGAAUUCAAUAAUCAAAUACAUCACGAUCGUACGAGUAAACUUCGCGAAUCAAAUAUUGAUUAUACCCCUACACGUCACAAUCGUCGUAAUAGCACUGUUCAUUUCAACACCCAUGGAUACUCUAAUAGCAUAUCGCAUGCGCCAAACUAUUCUCAUGCCUAUCGUUCAUCUCUCGCCAGUAAUAUCAAUGAUUCGUUAAUGACUGAUCAAGGAGGCCCUAGCCACGGGUAUCAUCAGCGCCAUACGUAUGCUACUAUGAGUGAACCGUUGAACUCGUCCGCUAGUGAAGAGAACCAUGCGAGUGAACUUGGUGAUAGUUAUUUGAUGACUGGUGGCAAGGAUGGUGGCGAUGGAACAUUAUCGGAUUCAGCAGAGCAAGAUCAACCGAGACAGGCUGGUGUUUUCGCAUUGCUGGGUCAAUUAUAUGAGCAUAACAAUGCCACAAUGUGA
This is a messenger RNA of Paraglomus occultum, 2466 nucleotides long. The record is from the annotation of a GenBank genome assembly. Lineage: Eukaryota; Fungi; Glomeromycota; Glomeromycetes; Paraglomerales; Paraglomeraceae.